AUGAAUUAUAAUAAAAGUUUAUUUACGACAAUAAUAUAUUUUUAUUUCUUACUACUACUACUACUGAUUAAGAAAGUUAAAGCUUCAUCAACUUAUUAUGACUAUACUCAAAAUUUGGGAUUAACAACUGUACCGUUGACUUGUAAUGGACAAUCUCAAGAUUAUAUAAUAACAAAAUAUGGUAAUCAAGGUAAUGGUGGUGGGGGAGGAGGACUUUUUCAAGAUCCAUAUCCAUCAACUAUAUUUAAUGUUCAAAGUGUAACAAAUGUUGGUAAUGGAAAUUUCAAAAUUACUUUCUCAUUUGAAAUGAAUGGUGAUUAUAGCGCAUUAGUUAAUGUAUUUGGAGGUACCAGUAUUUUAACAACUGUAAAUAAUCUAAAUUCAAAUUUACAAUCAACAAUUACAAUAAAUGGUUAUAAUGCUCCAAAUAUUUAUGGAUCAAAUUAUAAAUUUUCUUCGACUGUCUUGGUUUCAGCAUCUCAACAUAAUGGAAUGUAUUGUUUACCUGAUAAUUUCAAUAUUUUUUAUCAAUCAACAGGUUUGUUAGGUUUUUAUCAAAAAAGUUAUACUUAUACAGUGAAUCAAUAUUUUAAUAAUCCUACAACAUCAAAUAGUAUUAUGCCAAAUUUUUGUUGGAUUAAUCCUCAAUGUUCAGUAACAAGCACUCAAUUUUGGACAAAUUCAUUUACUUCAACUCAAACAAAUACCAAUGGUAUAAGUUCAACAAAUUCAGUUAUUGUAUAUGUUCCUUCAAAUACUGCAACAACUUAUACUACAAAUUGGGGUAAUUCUUAUACUUCAACCACAAAACAAGUCAAUACACCAGGUGGAACAGAUACAGUGAUUGUGAAUUACCCUAAUAACCCAACCACAACCACAACUCAAUAUUAUAGUGGAGCAACAAUUUUAACUACAACAAUUACAAACGGAUAUGGUGGAACUGAUAGCGUAAUAGUAAACUAUCCUACAAAUCCCACCAAGACCACAACUCAGUUUUACGGUGGUUCACUUACCUUAACUACUACAACUAAAAAUAGCUAUGGAGGUACAGAUUCGGUUAUUGUUAAUUACCCUUCAAACCCAACGAAAACUACAACUCAAUUUUAUAGUGGUUCAGUUAUUUUGACUAGUACUACUAAAAACGGCUAUGGAGGAACAGAUUCAGUUAUUGUUAAUUACCCAUCGAAUCCAACUUCAACAACAACUCAAUUCUAUAGCGGUUCAACUAUAUCAACUACUACUACCAAGAACAGUUAUGGAGGUACAGAUUCAGUUAUUGUUAAUUACCCAUCGAAUCCAACUUCAACCACGACUCAAUUCUAUAGCGGUUCAACUAUAUUAACUACUACUACCAAGAACAGUUAUGGAGGAACAGAUUCAGUUAUUGUCAAUUACCCAUCAAAUCCUACUUCAACAACAACACAAUUCUAUAGCGGUUCGACUACUUUAACUACUACCACCAAAAAUAGCUAUGGAGGAACAGAUUCAGUUAUAGUAAACUACCCAUCGAAUCCUACUUCAACCACAACCCAAUUUUAUAGUGGUUCAGUUAUAUUGACUACUACUACCAAGAACAGUUUUGGAGGAACAGAUUCAAUUAUAGUUAAUUAUCCAUCAAAUCCUACUUCAACUACAACUCAAUUUUAUAGUGGUUCAACCAUCUUAACUACUACUACCAAGAACAGCUACGGGGGAACAGAUUCAGUUAUAGUAAACUACCCAUCGAAUCCUACUAGCUCACUUACUUUAUUUUAUUCAGGUUUAGUCACCACAACUACGACAAUCAAAGGUACAUAUGGUGGGACUGAUUCAGUUAUAGUAAAUUACCCAUCCAAUCCCACAAAUAGUUUUACCACAUUUUACUCGGGAACCAUAUUGACAACUACUACUGCCAAAAACAGCUAUGGAGGUACAGAUUCAGUUAUUGUUAAUUACCCAUCGAAUCCUACUUCAACAACAACCCAGUUUUAUAGUGGUUCAACCAUCUUAACUACUACUACCAAGAACAGCUAUGGAGGAACAGAUUCAGUUAUUGUUAAUUACCCAUCGAAUCCUACUUCAACCACAACUCAGUUUUAUAGCGGUUCAACUAUAUUAACUACUACUACCAAAACCAGCUAUGGGGGAACCGAUUCAAUUAUUGUUAAUUAUCCAUCGAAUCCUACUUCAACCACAACCCAAUUUUAUAGUGGUUCAGUUAUAUUGACUACUACUACCAAGAACAGUUUUGGAGGAACAGAUUCAGUUAUAGUUAAUUACCCUUCAAACCCAACGAAAACUACAACUCAAUUUUAUAGUGGUUCAACCAUUUUAACUACCACUACCAAAAAUAGCUAUGGAGGUACAGAUUCAAUUAUUGUUAAUUAUCCAUCGAAUCCUACUUCAACUACAACGCAAUUCUAUAGCGGCUCGACUAUUCUAACUACUACUACCAAAAACAGUUUUGGAGGUACAGAUUCAGUGAUAGUAAACUACCCAUCGAAUCCUACUUCAACCACAACCCAGUUUUAUAGUGGUUCAACCAUUUUAACUACUACUACCAAGAACAGUUAUGGGGGAACAGAUUCGGUUAUUGUCAAUUACCCAUCGAAUCCUACUUCAACCACAACCCAGUUUUAUAGCGGUUCAACUAUAUUAACUACUACUACCAAGAACAGUUUUGGAGGAACAGAUUCAGUUAUAAUUAAUUACCCAUCGAAUCCUACCAGUUCACUUACUUUAUUUUACUCAGGAUUGGUCACUACAACUACGACAAUCAAAGGUACAUAUGGUGGGACUGACUCAGUUAUAGUAAAUUACCCAUCCAAUCCCACAAAUAGUUUUACUACAUUUUACUCGGGAACCAUAUUGACAACUACUACUGCCAAAAACAGCUACGGAGGAACAGACUCAGUUAUCGUUGAAUACCCAGUCAACCCUACUACUACUAUUUCAACUUUCUACAGUGGUCCAUCUUUGACUACAACAACAGUCAAAAAUGGUGUAGGUAGUACAGAUUCAGUUAUUGUUGAAUACCCAGUCAACCCUACUACUACUGUCUCAACUUUCUACAGUGGUCCUUCAUUAACUACAACAACAGUCAAAAACGGUGUAGGUAGUACAGAUUCAGUUAUUGUUGAAUACCCAGUCAACCCUACAACUACUAUCUCAACUUUCUACAGUGGUCCUUCAUUAACUACAACAACAGUCAAAAAUGGUGUAGGUAGUACAGAUUCAGUUAUUGUUGAAUACCCAAUCAACCCUACUACUACUAUCUCAACUUUCUACAAUGGUCCUUCAUUAACUACAACAACAGUCAAAAAUGGUGUAGGUAGUACAGAUUCAGUUAUUGUUGAAUACCCAGUCAACCCUACUACUACUAUUUCAACUUUCUACAGUGGUCCUUCAUUAACUACAACAACAGUCAAAAAUGGUGUAGGUAGCACAGACUCAGUGAUCGUGGAAUAUCCAUACAACCCUACAUCAACUGUCACCAAAUUCUACAAUGGUUCAUCAAUAAUUACUACCACUAUCAAGAAUGGAGUAGGUAGUACUGAUUCUGUUAUUGUGGAAUACCCAUCCAAUCCUACAAUCACCACCACAGUAUUCUGGGCUGGAUCUAUGGAAAGUGUCACGCGUGAGUUUAAUCAACCAGGUGGUACCGAUAUUAUUGAAAUAUUGAUGCCUUCAAAUCCUACCGAAACUACAACAGAAUUUUGGACAGGUAACUAUCAAUAUACCUCGACGCAACUGAAUAUACCAGGUGAAACGGAUAAUGUUAUUGUAUUUGACACUGCUAAUCCAACUGAAACUACAACGAAAUUUUGGACUGGUUCUUUUGCUAGUACUGCUACAUAUACCAAAGCUCCAGGUCAAACUGACACCGUUGAAGUUUUUGACACAGCGAAUCCUACUGUUUAUACGACAAUAUUCUGGAAUGGGGAAUCUGAAUCAACUACAACUAUGACCAAUGCACCUGGCGGAACCGAUACAAUAGAAAUAUUGGCAGUUCAUAACCCAACAGUUAUAAUUACUCAAUUUUGGAUUGGGUCAAUUACAUCAACUUCAGAACAAACCAAUACCCCUGGGGCUACUGAUUACGUAUUCGUUUUAGAGCCGUUUAAUCCUACAGUCACAACAACUGAAUUCUGGUCAGGGGACUAUGUCACCACAUCUACUGAAAUAAAUGGACCAGGAAGUACCGAUAUCGUUCAUGUUUUAGACCCUCACAAUCCAACAGUCACCACAACCGAGUUCUGGACAGGUUUAGAAGCUACUCAAUCAAUAGUUACUCAAUCACCAGGUGGAACUGACAGUGUUAUAGUUUUGAAACCUCACAAUCCUACAUUUACUACUACAGAAUUUUGGAAUGAGACUUAUAUUUCCACUUCAACUGAAACCAAUGGACCAGGAAGUACCGAUAUCGUUCAUGUUUUAGACCCUCACAAUCCAACAGUCACCACAACCGAGUUCUGGACAGGUUUAGAAGCUACUCAAUCAAUAGUUACUCAAUCACCAGGUGGAACUGACAGUGUCAUAGUUUUCAAACCCCACAAUCCUACAUUUACCACUACAGAAUUUUGGAAUGAGACUUUCAUUUCCACCUCAACUGAAAUUAAUGGGCCAGAUAGUUCAGACAUAGUCCACGUUUUAGAUCCUCACAAUCCUACAUUUACUACCGCAGAGUUCUGGACAGGAAUUAGCGCUACUCGAUCAUCAAUAACAAAUGGACCUGGGGGAACUGAUACAGUAUUGCUUUUGUACCCAUCCAACCCAACAAUUACUUCAACUGAGUUCUGGAACCAAAAUUACACAACAACUUCCACUAUAAUCAAUAACCCACAAGGAACUGACUAUGUAGUAGUUAAGGACCCAGAUAACCCAACUAUAAGUAUUACUCAAACAUGGACAAAUAAAUAUAGCUCAACCAUCACUAGCACUAAUGGACCCGGCAAGACUGAUACCAUUUAUAUCGAAGUCCCACCUAUAUCCAGUCAAUUCACAAUUACCAGUAGUUUGACAUCCAGCUCCUCAGAUCAUAACUCAAGUAUUCAAACAUCAUUAAGCAGCUUAGAAUAUAGUUCAAGUUAUGAAGCUCCAUCAAGUUCAUAUUAUAGGUCAAGUUAUGAACCAUCGUCAAGCAGCUUACAAUAUAGUUCAAGUUAUGAGGUUCCAUCAAGUUCAUAUUAUAGCUCAAGUGUUGAAGCAUCGUUUAGCAGCUCAGACUACGGUUCAACUUUUGAAAGUCCAUCAAGUUCAUAUUAUAGCUCAAGUAUUGAAGCAUCUUUUAGUAGCUCAGACUACAGUUCAAGUUAUGAAUCAUCAUCAAGCAGCUCAGAAUAUACUUCAAGUUAUGAAGCUCCAACAAGUUCAGAUGAUAGCUCAAGUAUUGAAGCAUCAUCAAGCAGCUUAGAAUAUAGUUCAACUUCUGAGGUUCCAACAAGUUUAUAUUAUAGCUCAAGUAUUGAAGCAUCUUUUAGUAGCUCAGACUAUAGUUCAACUUAUGAAAUUCCAUCAAGUUCAGAUUCUAGCUCAAGUUAUCAAUCAUCAUCAAGCAGCUUAGACUAUAGUUCAAGUUAUGAAGCUCCAUCAAGUUCAUAUUAUAGCUCAAGUGUUGAAGCAUCAUUAAGCAGCUCAGACUAUACUUUCACUUAUGAGGUUCCAACAAGUUUAGAUUAUAGUUCAGAUUCUAGUUCAGAUUUUAGUUCAAGUUAUCAAUCAUCGUCAAGCAGCUCAGACUAUAGUUCAACUUAUGAAAUUCCAUCAAGUUCAGAUUCUAGCUCAAGUUAUCAAUCAUCAUUAAGCAGCUUAGAAUAUAGUUCAAGUUAUGAAGCUCCAUCAAGUUCAUAUUAUAGCUCAAGUAUUGAAGCAUCAUCAAGCAGCUUAGAAUAUAGUUCAACUUCUGAGGUUCCAACAAGUUUAUAUUAUAGCUCAAGUAUUGAAGCAUCUUUUAGUAGCUCAGACUACAGUUCAAGUUAUCAAUCAUCAUCAAGCAGCUCAGAAUAUAGUUCAAGUUAUGAAGCUCCAACAAGUUCAUAUUAUAGCUCAAGUUAUGAAUCAUCAUCAAGCAGCUCAGAAUAUAGUUCAAGUUAUGAAGCUCCAACAAGUUCAUAUUAUAGCUCAAGUUAUGAAUUAUCAUCAAGCAGCUUAGACUAUAGUGCAACUUCCGACGUUCCAUCAAGUUCAUAUUAUAGCUCAAGUAUUGAAGCAUCAUUUAGUAGCUCAGACUAUAGUUCAACUUAUGAAGUUCCAUCAAGUUCAGAUUAUAGCUCAAGUGUUCAAACAUUAUUAAGCAGCUCAGACUACAGUUCAGCUUAUGAAGUCCCAACAAGUUCAGAUUUAAGUUCAAGUUAUCAAUCAUCAUCAAGUAGCUUAGGAGAUAAUUCUGCUUAUCAAUCAUUUUCAAGUUCUACAGACGGCACCUCCAAUUUUAUAACAUCAUCAAUUCCCACAGAUUUUUCUUCAGACAACAAAUGUUCAACUAUAAUUUACAGUUCUGGUAAUGAUUUGUCAUCAAGCUUUGAAGAUUCUAGCACAAGCUAUUACUAUGAAGUUUCAAGUUAUAGCUCGGCUGUUGAUGCUGCUUCCACAUCAUUCGAAUUUAUAUCAUCAAGUGUGCCAACUCAAACCUCAAGUUCCGUUAGCAACUUACCAUCUAAUGGCUCAAGUGCUAAUUUAAACUCUACCAUAAGUAGCACUGGAUUUGUUUAUUACAGUUCCACGACUUCAAGUUUCAGUCCAAGUUCAAGUGUUACCCCAAGUUACAAUUCAGCAGUUGAUGCAGACUCCACCGUUUACAAUAAUCCAUCAAGUUUCACUAUUUCAUCAGAUAUUCCUAUUGAGUCGUCGUUCUAUGGAUCUACAGUAAGUUCUCCAAGCACGUCCAGUUUUGUUAGUGAGUUAGAUUUUUCAUCAGAGAGCCAAACAGUACUCAGCACAAGCUUGUUUCCUAUAAUAUCAAUAUCGUCGUUAUCAGUUAGUUUGCAGCCAUCUUAUAGUGAACAACGUGGCUGGAACAUGUCCAUUACACUAUCGAGUUCUAUCACCUCAUUAUUUUCUGGAAUGACAUCACUUGCUGCUGAACCUUCAGAAUUUACCUCCGAUAAUUCUCAAGAAAGUAUCUUGACAACACAAUCAAGUGCAAGCUUCAGCCUGGUUUCUGGAUCAAUUUUGUCUUCAACAAGCCAACAACAUUUUACCAUUUCAUCACAAUCUGUUGAACAAUCUACAACACAACAAACCCUCAACAAUCCAACCACUUCUAGUGAGUCAAGCUCAAAUACUAUCUUAUCAUCAUCAUCAUCAUCGAUAAUCAUAUCCACAGAAUCUUCGAGUUUGGAAUCAAGUGCAUUAUCAUUAACUUCGUCAAGUGCAGUUUUUAAUCCAUCAUCGUUUGUGAGUACCUCAUCAGAAAAACCUGAUUCAAGUAUUUCUUAUCCUACAUCAGUGGAUGCUACACCAUACGUCACUUACGAUACCACAGAGAUAGACACAAUUAAAUCAUCAUCACCAAUAAAAUCUACUACAUCUUUCAUAUCAUCUUCGGAAAUUUCAUCAUCAUAUACCACAACCUUAUCAUCAUCAACAAAUUUAUCUUUUCCAUCAUCACCUUCAUCAAGUCAGGAAUCUUCGACAUUUAAAUCAUCAGUUUCAUCUGAAUCAUCACCUAUAGUAACAAUCACAUCAAUAACUACCACUAAAAAAUCAUCACAAUCGUCUAAUCCAGAAUUCACUGAAACUUCCAGCCCAGCUGACAAAUCUAUUGAAGCAAGUACUUUAAACACACCAUCUUCAACAUCAUUGACUUCAACAUCCCGAUCAUCUAAAGCUAAUUUAUCAAAUUCAACAACUAAACCAUCAUCAACAACUCAAAAUGGUUCAAUCAAACCUGAUAUAAGUAGUUCAAUCUUUCCAACAUCAGUUGAUGCAUCUCCAUAUGUCACUUAUGAAACACCAGAUACCACUGAAAUCAAUCCUUCAAGUUCUAACUCAAUUUCAAGUAAAUCAAAAGCAAGUUUGAACCCAACUUUAACUGGAGACGAAACAAGUACAUUAGUUACCCCAUCUUCAACAUCAUUGAAUUCAACAUCCCAAUCAUUUAAAACUAGUUCAUCAAAUUUAACAACUAAAUCAUCAUCAACAACUCAAAAUGGUUCAAUCAAACCUGAUUUGAGUAGUACAAUCUUUCCAACAUCAGUUGAUGCAUCUCCAUAUGUCACUUACGAAACACCAGAUACUACUGAAAUCAAUCCUUCAAGUUCUAACUCAAUUUCAAGUAAAUUAGAAGCAAGUUCAAACCCAACUUUAACUGGAGACAACCCAAGUGCAACCUCAAAUUCGAAUCAAGCAUUUAAGACAAGCAUAAUAAUGGAGACAACAUAUACUACCACUACUCUUGAUGAUAAAGUGCAACCAACAUCAUUGUCAACAAACAUACCGGUAUCAUCAUCGUCGACUGCAAAUGAAGAGGUCAAAUCAGCAGAUAAGAGUUCAAAUUCGUCAAAAAAUUUACCUACAUCAACAGCUCAACAAAAUCAAGGGGUUUCUCAAGCUUCCAGCUCAUCAUUGAUCAAUGUUAAUGGCAUUUCUUCAACCACUGGAAGCUCACUAGAUUUAACUGAAGCUACCUUAAAUCCAUCAUCAAAGAGUUCCAAUUUAGACACCAAUACUAAUUCAAAAACGUUGGAGAAUUCGUCUAGACCUUCAAAAUCACUUGCAAGCAUUGGAAGCUCACAAACCUCACUAGAAUCUGCAUCACUAUAUUCACAACCAACGUUAUAUCACUCAGGUAAAUCAAGUACAUCUCCAUCAAAAUUUUCCACAUUAUUAUCAUCAACAACAUCUUCAUCAAAACCUAUCCAACAAACAGCUUCAACUCAAUACUUAUAUACAUCAUCAUCAAGCAAUCCAAUACCUACAUCACCAGCAAUUACUCAAAUAGUUGAAGGUAAUUCAAAUAAAAAUUAUUUCCCAAAACUAGGAGGAAUUUUUGCAUUACUUUUAUUAUUCAUCAUUUAA
Messenger RNA from Lodderomyces jiufengensis, 8997 nucleotides. RefSeq lists its product as uncharacterized. Gene Ontology annotation, cellular component: fungal-type cell wall. The coding region runs from base 1 to 8997 and encodes 2998 amino acids. NCBI's taxonomy places the organism in Eukaryota, Fungi, Ascomycota, Pichiomycetes, Serinales, Debaryomycetaceae. Gene Ontology annotation, biological process: cell adhesion involved in multi-species biofilm formation; cell adhesion involved in single-species biofilm formation. The transcript has a single exon. The record is from RefSeq and is a predicted model, not a curated record.